Messenger RNA from Paramisgurnus dabryanus, 3473 nucleotides. RefSeq lists its product as uncharacterized. Lineage: Eukaryota; Metazoa; Chordata; Actinopteri; Cypriniformes; Cobitidae. The record is from RefSeq and is a predicted model, not a curated record.
CCGCCAUAAAAUAUCAGAAGAAGAAGAAGAAAGAAACCGAAGCUAAUACUAAUACCAAAACAGUCACGUUGCUUUUUUCGGAAUGUAGGAAAACCUAAAAUGAUUUAUUUUCUUGAAGGCGUUUUUCCUAUUCGCUUAGUGUUUGAUUUAUAUCAAGCAUAUAUGUUAGUAGUGUUAGCAGAUUUGUGCUAAAAGACGCUGUCGGUCAGUAUGGGUGCGGCUAACCAACAAACCGAGUAGAUUUAGACUUAAGUUAACAAUGCUUAUAACUUGAUAGUUGUAAUUGAAGUGAACAACACUAUGAAGGGCAUUGUCACAUUCAUUGUUUCAUCACUCGUGUGCGGUGUGAUUGGUGAUGAUGAGAAGCAAGUGUCAGUGUAUGAGGGAGAAUCUGUUACUCUACACACUGAUACUGAAAUACAGAAAUAUGACAAGAUACUGUGGAGGUUUAGAGACAAAGACAAAGCUAUUCUUCUAGUUCAGAUGAUUGACUAUAAGGUCACAUAUAUAGGUUUUUUUGAUGUGAGAUUUAAAGACAGACUGCAGAUAUCAGACACUCAGAGUGGAGAUCUCACCAUCAAGAACAUGAGAAUCAAACACACUGGACUCUAUGACGCAGAGAUCAACACUGCCACUGGAACAUCACACAAGAGAUUUAAUGUUAUUGUCAAAGGUGUGAUUGGUGAUGAAGUGAAGACAGUGUCAGUGUAUGAGGGAGAAUCUGUUACUCUACACACUGAUAUGACUGAACUACAGAGAGAUGACAGGAUAUAUUGGAGAUUUAGAGACAAAGACAAAGUUAUUCUUCUAGUUCAGAUGAUUGACUAUAAGAUCACAUAUUAUGGUUUUAAUGAUGAAAGAUUUAAAGACAGACUGCAGAUAUCAGACACUCACAGUGGAGAUCUCACCAUCAAGAACAUGAGAAUCAAACACACUGGACUCUAUGACGCAGAGAUCAACACUGCCACUGGAACAUCAUACAAGAGAUUUAAUGUUAUUGUCAAAGAAUCUGCUCCUGAACUUACUACAGGUGAAGUGAAGUCAUUGUCAGUGACGGAGGGAGAUUCUGUUACUCUACAAACUGAUCUUACUGACAUACAGAGAGAUGCGUUCAUACUGUGGAGGUUUGGAGAUAAAAGUGUUUUAAUAGCUACAUGUGAUAAGGAGAACAAUGAGAUCUCAUAUGGUAAUGAUGAGAGAUUCAGAGACAGACUGAUGCUGAAUGAUCAAACUGGAGAUCUCACCAUCACAAACUUCAUAAACUCAAACGCUGGAGUUUAUAAACUGAAGAUCAGCAGCACCAAACAGAUCAUAGACAAGACAUUCAGUGUUUCUGUUAGCGGUCUUUCAUCAGGUGUUAUAGCAGGAUUAUGUGUUUUCCUUCUCCUGGUUAUUGUUGCUGUUAUUGCUGCCGGUGUAAUUUUGUAUCGCCGCAGGCUACUAAAGAAACAAAGAGCCAACACUACUCAAAACAAUCCCACCCAGCAGAUCCCAGACAAUGCUUGUGGAUCAGGACUGGACAUGCAGCAGUCAGUUUCAGCAGGUGUCAGUGUAAAUGAAGCAGGGAUGGUUGAAAUGCCUUUGAUAGAUGCUCAACAUCAUCAACAUCUAUAGUAACAUUUCCACGUACAUUAUUGUUGCUCAUCUAUGCCCUGCAGCUCUGAAACCCAUUGACUUGGUACAAAGCUCAUCAUUCUGAAAGGCGCUCUGAUUGGCCAGCUAUCCAUUGUGUGUUGAUUGGCCGAACACCUCGAUCAUCAGGUGGAAAUGUGACGCUCCUUAACAUAUUUGGAAGAUCAGCUCCAAACAGAAGAUAAUGUCGUCUUUACUACCUUAUCAAGACGAGCUCAGAUCUGAUCCAGAAAAUGCAAACUGAUGAACUUUGCAAGUGCGGGAAGAUAUUUCAGUUGGAGACGAUAACUCGUCAAAAACUUUGGGAUUUGUAACUUUGUAUAACAGGAACAUGCACUAACAGACCAAAAGAAAUGUAAAAUCAUGAAUCCGAAAUAUUGUGCUCUUUAAGAUCACAGGAUAUUUUCGUUUAACAUGUGUACAGAUUAUUGCAAAAUGAAAUUCUUGCAUAUUUGUAAAGUAGUAAAGGCUUUACACAAAUGUAAUUAUACAUGGUUUAUGUUACUAGUAAGUUGCUAACAUUUCAUAUUUAUAUUCUUAAAUUACAAAUCCGAAUUAAAUAAUUCUUUUGGUUUGUAUAUUUUGUGUAUAUCUUUGUGCAUUUUGCUUUUGCAUAAGAGUUUUGUUUUUGCGGCCUUCCUUCCUUUUAUGUCCUUAGCCAAUCACGUCCCUGAUAUAUACAUAACAUAAAGUAAGUGCCACAUCAGUAUGAAAUAUUGAUGCCUGUUUGUUUUUAUUUUAGUCUUUGGGACAGAUUUACUAAAUGGGGCAAAUAAUUGUGUGAGCACAAUUCCACAGAAGUGCCGAUGGGAGUGGAAAUAUCUGCUGGUAAUUUAUUAAAAGGCACAAAAUAAAGGGGACAUAUCAUGAAAAUCUGACUUUUUCCAAAUUUAAGUGCUAUAAUUGGGUCCAAGAAAAUGUGAAAAGGAUCAACCCAGCAACUUAGUUUUGGUAAACCAUUCUCUGCAAGCAUGUGAAAAAAUAGCGCAUUGAAAUUUGGCUCCGCUUGUGAUGUCAAAAUGGGAUUUUAUUGUAAUAACACCACCCCUUAAUUGUUCUUCUGGCCUUUUAAAUACAUUCAUAUGUGUCCCUUCUACUAUAUUGUGCUCUGUGAUCUCUGCGAUGCCACCUCCUAGCAGCAACAAUUGUCGACAUUUUGAGCGCAUAAUGAUAUAAGAAGUGCUUUUCUUGGCAUUAAGUAGUGGCGCUCAUAGUCUACCACUAAUUUCACAAGCGUAAAUCUUAGUAAAUUGCAUUGUGAAUAAUUUAAAUAAUCUCCUCCCAUAAAUUUUGAGUCUGAAAGAGAAAAUCCUAGAAAUGCAUGAGAUCUGUAUAGGCCACAGAUUUAGUAAAUCCCGACGAUAGUAUUUAAUGCUAAAUAAUGGUUGGUGCUGACGCAAGCUGUGAGUAAAUCUGACCCUAUUAUUUAGCAGAAUAUUGAAAAUAUCUAUUGUAUACUUAAAUAUUUUUGUUACCGACACCUUUUGACUAAAAAGUCCACCUUAUUCUGCUUACUAGAAAAAAAUCAUGGAAAUGUGUUAGAUUUGUACUCGAGUAGAAAAUGUAAUACUUGAUUCAUCUUCUGCUUUGUAUGAAUCUUAUUUUUUUAGCUUUUUUAUUGCUUUUAAUCCCAAUCUGGGGUUGUUUGGAUCUCAGAUUGUUAAAUGAUAACUUCAGCUUUUGCUAUAGGUCUGAUUUGAACACACUUUAGCUUUUUCAGCUUGAACAAAUAUACAUACAAUGUAUGUCAUUAUUUUUAUUAUUAAUAUUGUUAAAUUGAAAAAAAUUGUAUGUAAAAUGUAUUUCUUUUACAUCUUUUCUAUAAACACUUGACAGGAAUA